UGCAUCGAUCACGGAGCGUAAGUCUUUUAAUUGGGCUCCUGUCAUUUUUCGUACUGAAACUCUCCGUAUGAGGUUCAGGAAGUGCUUUCUGAUCCUACUAGGCUUUCUCUUUGCUUCCUCGUGUGCUGCUCUCUGUAUUUCACUAAGGUGACCGCAGCUGCCAAUCAAAAUUGUCGUUGGUCCGUGGUGCUAUAAGCAGCCCCCAGACACGAGGGUUGUGCAGGGCUGGUGGCGGAGGCAAAGGUUGUGUCUUCUGCAGGCUCAGCCCAGCCUGGUAGAGGUCAGGGCUGAACGGGAGAGGUGGCCUGGGGAGCGUGGGGUGCAGCUGCAGCCCCCACACAGGGCAGACUUGGGGCCUGUGCCACCCCAGCUCUGGAUAAUGAGCAACGUCUGACAUGGUGUAGCUUCUCUUAAAGCAUCAUCUGCGAGGACGCAGCCCCAUUGGCGUUCUAACAGAGCGCCCGUUAUAAGUCAAGAACGUAUUUUGCGUUUGAUGGCACUUUUGCUGUGUGCAAAACAGUAUGGAAGGAGGUUGUCUUUCCAGUCCCGGCAGAAGGCAUUUGACACUUCAGUGACAUUUUUACUACUCGGAGGGCUGAAGGCGGCUUGCCAUUUUAGAUUAACGGUUGUCUUAGGCUGUGAAGUGGGGAAGUUUCUCCAGUAUCAGCCCAGCAUCCAUAGAAAGAAAGGCGAGGCAAAAGGGGCUUGAAGAAUAAUACCUUUUAAUAUUAAAAGGAUCGAGUGUGUUUUCAAAAUGUAAAGAUGAAGUUUUAGCUGUGUUGGCGCAUAGAUGACUCUGGGUGAUAUGAAGUCAGUCUGACCUUUUCCCAGAGGGUUUCCAGUGUUAGGAACAGGGCAAUAUGGGGUGAUAACGACCCAACAGUCUGACUUAAAAGUACUCAUUGUUCUAAACUCCCUUAAAACCUGUCUUUUCAGGGAAGGCAGACAUGUUGCAGUGAAAAUAGCAAAGAAUUUUGAUUGGUCCUCCGAUGCGGCUCGUGAGGAAAUACAGGUGCUGGAAGAUUUAAAAGCAUCAGACCCCAGCAAUGCCUAGUAAGCACACAAAGCCAACCGUGAUGUGUUUUGGCUCGAAGACUUCUUCUAGUGUUCUUCUAGUGCACACAGUGUGUGUAUGAGCGCUGCACAACUCGCUGUUGCAAUGCAUGUGUUUUCCUGCUUUUGCAGUCACUGUGUCCAGAUGUUGGGAUGGUUUGAGCACCGUGGACACGUCUGCAUUGUUUUUGAGCUCCUGGGGCUCAGCACCUUUGACUUUAUGAGCGUCAAUGACUUCUUGCCGUUUAACCUGGACGACAUUAGACACAUGGCUUAUCAGAUCUGCACCUCUGUCAACUUUUUGCACAUGAAGAAGUUGACACAUACAGAUCUGAAGCCAGACAAUAUUGUCUUUGUGAAAUCUGACUACGUAGAAGAGUACAACCCCAAACUGGUAAGUUGCCAUCCUCUUCCCCACUCUCCUCCACCUCAGUCAUCCUCUGCGUUCAUCUGGUCACUUGCAUCCCACCACCUUUCAUUUCAGGAAUGCACUGAAUGCAGACUGAGAAAACCAGACAUCAGACUUGCGGACUUUGGGUGCGCCACUUACGAUCAUGAUUACCAUAACCCUGUGGUGACUACUAGACCUUACAGAGCUCCCGAGGUGGUCCUAGGUCAGUGGAAGGCUGUUUGUUUGACUGAUCUUUCAAGUAUGAGUUUUUGUGUGCUAUUGAAUGGAGCUAGAGAAGUUCUUGGUGUCUUGCUUGAGCUGUUGAACUGUUUGCCGUCUGCUCUAAACAUGAACAACCUGAAUCUUUUCACAGAGCUCGGAUGGUCCCAUCCAUGCGAUGUGUGGAGCAUAGGAUGUACUCUCCUGGAAUACUACCGUGGAGUCUUAGUAUUUGAGGUAGGCAACUCUAUCCCUCAGAAGCAUGCAGCAUGCCCAGCACUCCCCAACUUGAUGAACAUAAGCUACGGAGAGGUGGGGACUAAAGGCAAUGGUCUGUGCGAGAAAGUAAGCUGCAUUCCUCUGUGGUGCCAAGUUGAAGAGAACAGAAGAUGUAGGCCAUAAGGAACGUUCUCAGCGGCAGAUUUUGACAAGUUACUUUCAGUAGACGUUUUGGCAGCGUCUUGAAAUGAAGGGUCGCCCUGUUAACUUUUGGCAUUUACAAGGCACCUUAAUACCAGAUGUGGCUUCAUCUAUCACCAUCAGCAAAUACUACUCAAAGGAUUGAAUCCUGUCCUCUUGACAGUAUUGCUGAAACGGAACUUGAAGAAGAGAGGAAGAAAAAACACCAAGGCAAGAUCAAGGGGAAUGAAAUCCAGUAGCUUCUAACUUCUUUCAGGAAACAGAGAACUCGAGCCUCUCAUUUUUUUGUCGAUCAGUUUCAGGUUAUUGUUUGCAGGGUACAGUCAAAAAUGAAGUCAGGCUGGUGUGUGCUUCUUGAUAACUUCCUCUGAACAAGGAACGAAAAACGUCUCUCUUGACUUCCUUGCAGCCCGAUGACAACAUAGAACACCUGGCAAUGAUGGAGCGAUUACUGGGGCCUUUGCCAGAUCAAAUGAUAAAGAGAGUUGUUUCUUCAAAG
Cuculus canorus (common cuckoo) is the source of this 2582-nucleotide messenger RNA. RefSeq names its product dual specificity protein kinase CLK1-like. The transcript is spliced from 2 exons. Gene Ontology annotation, biological process: protein phosphorylation; regulation of RNA splicing. Bases 1133 to 2065 code for a protein of 310 amino acids. Gene Ontology annotation, molecular function: ATP binding; protein tyrosine kinase activity. Gene Ontology annotation, cellular component: nucleus. The record is from RefSeq and is a predicted model, not a curated record. Lineage: Eukaryota; Metazoa; Chordata; Aves; Cuculiformes; Cuculidae.